AUGGGGAGCUCGGGAUCCGACGACGGCGAGAUCCUGGUCGCCGGCGAGGCGGCGGUUGCCGGCGCGGGGUGGCGACGAGAAGCUACUGUGGGGCUCCGGCCGACGAGGAGGAUGGCAUGGGUAGCGGGGAGGCCGAGGCGCAGCCGACGUGACCUCCAGCGAGGUGCGGCGGCGGUGGGAGCCGAGCUCGGGCGCGGCUGGGCGGCGUGCGGGCUUGCGAGGCCCAGAUGCGGCCCGGGGCGGGCCCGAUCUGGGCCGGGAGGGCCGCGGCGGCGGGAGUGGAGGCAGGGGGACGCGUGGCACGCGCGGGUUGGAGGAGGGGGCGGCGGCGCCAGUCGCUGGGGACUUGCCAAGUGGCGGGAGACGGCUGGGGGCGCCGGAUUCCGAGGAGAAGGCGGCGGCGCGGGAUCCGAGGAAGAGGUGGGAGGUGGCUGGCGGUGCGGAAUUUGA
This is a messenger RNA of Aegilops tauschii subsp. strangulata, 450 nucleotides long. Lineage: Eukaryota; Viridiplantae; Streptophyta; Magnoliopsida; Poales; Poaceae. The record is from RefSeq and is a predicted model, not a curated record.